Messenger RNA from Heteronotia binoei (common prickly gecko), 1157 nucleotides. RefSeq names its product spermatogenesis associated 22 (gene SPATA22). The transcript has 8 exons. Lineage: Eukaryota; Metazoa; Chordata; Lepidosauria; Squamata; Gekkonidae. Gene Ontology annotation, biological process: gamete generation; regulation of meiotic cell cycle; meiotic DNA repair synthesis. The coding region runs from base 26 to 1123 and encodes 365 amino acids. The record is from RefSeq and is a predicted model, not a curated record.
UGUGUGCAGGUGUGUUGAAAAAAAAAUGAAGAGAAACUUCACUGACAACUCCACCCGUACUACAGCAGGCUGCCUACCUGUGCCGCUGUUCAACCAGAAAAAGAGAACCAGACAGCCACUGACUUCGAACCCGCUUAAAAAUGAGCCAAGUGCCAGUAGCACAGCAGAAACUUUGGACCUUUCUACCAUGCUAGCAGAUUUUGGCUGGGAAGUUGCAAAGCCAGAACCAACUCAGCUACAGAAAACAACAGGCAUUGAUCCAACAGAGCUUUCUAUGCCUUCUCCUCUAUUAAAACAACAAACUCCAUCCAAGUCCAUUGAAUCAAGUACAGGAAGGAAUGUGAACAACUGGAGGUUGGCUAGGGGGAAAAAAGUCAGUUCUGACAUUUGGAAAAGAAAUGACUGUGUGACAUUUGGCUGCAGAACUGAAAACAGAAAGAUUCCAAAGCUGGAGUAUGGCUCCAGUUACUUGCCAGAGACAGGAUCACGUCAGAAGAAACUUCCUGGCCCUCCAAAAGCAUCACAAAACAUCAGCACAGGAACAGCUGGGCAAAGUUAUUCAUCUACAGUGCAACAGCUAGGACUACCAAACAUCAUGCCGAGAAGCCAGCUGGGUACAUCCUAUAUGGUCAGACACAACCCACAACAACAGAAAGUGAAUGAGAAAAAAGCUGAUCAUAUCCAAGGUGACAAAAUGAUUCAGAAAGCACCAUCCUGUCAACUCAGAAUGAAAGAAAAAGACCGUUCGCUCAGAAUCCUGUCUGUAGUCAUUGAGAGUAUGAAACACUGGAGCCAGUAUACCAAUAAAACACCACUGUUGUUUGAAGUAUUAGGCAUUCUGGAUUCUGCAGUUACCCCCGGACUGUACAGUGCAAAGACUUUCCUUUUGAGAGAUGGGAAGGAGAGUGUCUCAUGUGUAUUCUAUGAGAUUGACCGGGAACUGCCACGAUUAAUCCGAGGUCGGGCCCAUAGGUGUGUGGGAAAUUAUGACACAAGUCGGAAGCUCUUCAGGUGUGUCUCUGUAAGACCAGCCAGUGUUCCCGAACAACAAACUUUUCAAGAUUUUGUCAGAAUUGCAGAUGUUGAGAUGGGUGAAUAUGUGAAAGCAAGUAAUGAAGUCUAAGUGUUCACAGCCGAAACCUAUGAAGGAAAGCAAG